This is a messenger RNA of Mauremys reevesii (Reeves's turtle), 2595 nucleotides long. RefSeq names its product WAS/WASL interacting protein family member 1 (gene WIPF1). Bases 460 to 1959 code for a protein of 499 amino acids. NCBI's taxonomy places the organism in Eukaryota, Metazoa, Chordata, Testudines, Geoemydidae. The transcript has 8 exons. Gene Ontology annotation, molecular function: actin binding. The record is from RefSeq and is a predicted model, not a curated record.
CUUCCAGGAGAAAGGGAGGAGUGAGUGGAGACUGCAGAGUGCAGUCACUCUGAAGGAGGAGGCUUUGGGAACAGGCAGGCCCAGGAACAAAAAAAGGGAACUAGUGGUAGAAAGAAGCCCAGUGAUAGAGCAGUGAGGCCAGAGGAAGAAGGCCCAGACUGCUUAGCUGAGGGUUCCUGGGCUGGAACCCGGAGAAGAGGACUGCCUAGGACUAUUGAGGAGCUAAACUCCCUCAGAAGGGGGGGAACACAGACCAUGGCUUCGUCCUCCAGCUGUGUCACUAAGAGGAUGCUGUGGUUCCUGGGGCUGCAGAAGGAGCUGCAGAUGGCCAGAGUGACGGUGUGCAAACCAUGGACCAGGGAAUGGGGGCAUUGGCCUUGAGCUAAUCUCCAGAGUACCAGGAGGAGGCGGCAGUCUGGGGAUUUCAUAGCAAUAUCGGGAAAAGUUCCACUGUAGACCAUGCCUGUCCCUCCCCCUCCAGCUCCUCCGCCUCCCCCAACUCUUGCAGUGGCAAAUACCGAAAAGCCUUCCUUAAACAGGUCUGAACAAGCGGGGCGAAAUGCUCUCUUAUCUGAUAUUAGCAAAGGAAAAAGGCUAAAAAAGGCUGUUACUAAUGAUAGAAGUGCCCCUGUUCUAGACAAACCCAAAGGAUCUGGUGGUGGUGGCGGCGGAAGUGGCGGAGGAGGAGGAGGAGGAGGUGGUGGUGGUGGCGGCGGCGGCUAUGGCGGAGGAGGACCACCUGGCUUAGGAGGCCUGUUUCAGUCAGGAAUGCCAAAGCUCAGAUCUGCAGCAAAUCGAGAUACAGAUUCUGGAGGAAACAGACCUCCCAUGCUACCACCAGGAGGAAGAACAACAUCUGCCAAGCCUUUUUCACCUCCAGGUGCCGUAGGGAGAUUUCCAGGGCCUUCUUUGGGGCAAAGAAGUACCGCUCCCGAACCACAGAGAAACCGAAUGCCACCUCCGAGACCUGAUUUUGGUUCCAAACCAGAUACAGGACCUCCUCCAGUGCCAAAUACUCCGAGACCUGUUCCAUCAGGUUUACACAACAGAGUGUCCCCUCCUGUGCCAGGAGUAAACAGGCAAACCAAUGCAGGGCCUAUCCCUCCAUCUUUCCCAGGAAACAGAAAUACAGGAUUCGGAGGAUCUAUUCGCCAGUCGACUCCAAGUUCCUCACCUUCUUUCUCUAACAGACCUCCCCUUCCUCCUGCGCCUGGCAAGUCAACAGAUGACAAGCUGCCGCCACCACCACCUCCAACAGGAAACAGGGCAUCCGUCAACCGGGAACCUUCCUUUCCACCUCCACCACCUCAAAACAGUAAACCUCCCGUUCCUUCCACACCUCGGCCAUCCGCUGUCUCACAGGCUCCACCCCUGCCUCCAGGCAGACCAGGCUUACCUCCAGUUCCACCCAUUUCCAGUGGAAAUGAUGACAUGCCGCGUCUUCCACAAAGGAAUCUCUCUCUAGGUUCUCUUGCUCCUCCCAGCUUGCCUGGGGCAGGUCGAUCUGGCCCUCUUCCUCCCCCUCCAAAUGAGCGGCCUCCUCCUCCAGUAAGAGAUCCACCUAGCAGAUCAGGACCCCUUCCGCCUCCUCCCCCUGUAAACAGAAAUGGCAGCAUUUCACGGGCAUUGCCUGCUACUCCACAGCUGCCUUCCAGGGCAGGAUUAGAAAACCAGAGAGGUGGACCAAGGCCUCCACUUCCUCCUGACAGACCUGGUUCCGGAGCUCCUCCACCACCACCUCCUGCACCAUCAGCAAUCAGAAAUGGCUUCCCGGACUCGUCAUGUGAAGAUGAGUGGGAAAGCAGAUUUUCCUUCCAUCCGAUAUCUGACCUGCCACCUCCAGAGCCAUAUGUUCCAAUGAAUAAAAGUUACCCCAGUAAACUAGCAAGGAAUGAAAGCAGAGAUGGCUCUGGCCGAAGGGAAAGAGGUGUCCCACCGCUCCCACCUAUACCGAGGUGAAGUGGAUUUCCAGCCCUUCUCAGGGUGACUGCUGGUUUUAGAUUUCUCUUGAAUUACUUCUCACGCCCAUGUCAUUGGAAAGUUGCCUCUUCUGCUUUAUUUCCACUUUUGGCUUGUGAUUAGGGGUAAUUUGAGUAUCUAUUAGAGAAGUAAGGUACAGUUUAUGAACCAUAGUUGCUUAAAACUAUAGAUUUUACUUGCUUAUAUAGCAGGCUGUCAUGAAAGGCAUUUUGGGGCCCAUAUAUAACAAUAUACAUAUUCUUACUGGGUCCCGUCCUCUUCCCAGUGACCUUGGUAGGAGUUUUGCCAUUGAAUUCAACAAGAGCAGGUGCAAGCCCACUAACUAGUUUGUGGGACAAAGUCCAAUAAUUUACUGCUGUCUGCCUGGAAAUUAAUCACAUGGGGACGGCACACAUAUGAGAUUCCCUUGGAUCUUUUUUUGCAUGCUUCAACGCCCUAUCCUGCUUCUGCAUGCUACUGCUCAACUUUAUGUGAGUCUGCAAGUUAAUAGUUCAACCCAAAUUCUUUUGACCAUAGUUUAGCCCAGGGGUCGGCAACCUUUCAGAAGUGGUGUGCCGAGUCUUCAUUUAUUCACUCUAAAUUAAGGUUUCGCGUGCCAGUAAUACAUUUUAACGU